Molecule: messenger RNA, 13785 nt
Organism: Homo sapiens (human)
Lineage: Eukaryota; Metazoa; Chordata; Mammalia; Primates; Hominidae
Gene: XKR6
Product: XK related 6
Exons: 2
Coding region: 495-1358 (287 amino acids)
Cellular component (GO): membrane; plasma membrane
Source: RefSeq, a predicted model, not a curated record
GUUAGGGGGCGUUUCUCCAGGAGGAAAGCUGUGAGCUGCGACGCUGAGGAAGGGGACCCCAAAACGUCUGGCACUGCCCCCUCCAGGGAUCACUUUGGACCGCCUCACUCGGGCCAGCCGGAUUCUGAAACGCCGAGGGGUCAACCUGAUGGGUUUCGGGGUCAACGGAAGAGGGGAAGGGGAGCCCUGGCGGGGAGAACCCCCCGGUCCCCCGCCCAGCAGCUGAGGCACAGGAGGGCGGCCAUCUUGGCCGGGAGGGUAGGGCUGGGGAGCUGCGGGCGCCGUGCGAUUGGGGGGCUCGCCCGGAAGUGACGCCAACUACCCGGAAGCGGAGGGGGUUCCCUGGCCCACUCCCCCCUCGUUCGUUUGCUCCCCCGCUUCCUCCCCGCCCCCCUUCCUCUCCAUUCGUUUCCCCCCCUCCCCGUUCCCUGCCUUCUUCCCCCCCCCCCCGCCGUCCCUCCCCCCCAACCUCCGGAGCUGGGAAGAGAGUCAAGAUGGCGGCGAAAUCCGAUGGCGGUGGCGUGGGGGUGGGCUUCGCUCAGCUGCACAACCUGGACGAGGCGGUGGGCAGCGGCGGCGAGGAGGACGGGGAGCCCGGGGGAGGCGGCUGCGGCGGCGGCGGCGACGGCAGCGAGCCCGGCGAGAGCAGCUCGAUGCACAUCUGCCACUGCUGCAACACCUCCUCGUGCUACUGGGGCUGCCGCUCCGCCUGCCUGCGCUCCCUCCUGGGCAGGAAGCCGCGCCGCAGCGCCGCCGCCGACGGGGGGGACCAGCCGCUGCAGCCUCCCGCGGCCCCCGGCGCCGGCCGCCAACCCCCGACGCCCUCGGCCGCGCGGCCGGAGCCGCCGCCGCCGCAGGUGGAGCGGCCGUGGCUCGACUGCCUGUGGAUCGUGCUGGCGCUGCUGGUGUUCUUCGGGGACGUGGGCACCGACCUGUGGCUGGCCCUCGACUACUACCGCAAGGGGGACUACGUCUACUUCGGGCUGACCCUCUUCUUCGUGCUGGUGCCGUCGCUGCUGGUGCAGAGCCUGAGCUUCCGCUGGUUCGUGCAGGACUACACGGGCGGCGGGCUGGGCGCCGUGGAGGGGCUCACCAGCCGGGGCCCCCCCAUGAUGGGGGCCGGCUACGUCCACGGCGCGGCCCGCGGUGGCCCAGGCGUGAGGGUCUCCCCCACGCCGGGGGCGCAGCGCCUGUGUCGCCUCUCCGUGUGGAUCUGGCAGUCGGUCAUCCACCUGCUGCAGAUGGGGCAGGUGUGGAGUGGGCAAGACCCUUUGGUACCAUCAAGGAAAAGAAGGAGCAGAUUUAACCACAUGAAGUUGCCUCACCUGGUUUCUUCCCUUCUCCCUCCUCCCAUCUGAAAAAUCCAGAAAUACUUGCUUAGCUGUGAGGGUAAGUGGGUUAAAUUGAGACAGAGAUACUUCCUCCAGGAGAAUGAAUAAGAAGAGAACAUCUCUAAAGAUUUAUUUCUUGUUUUUGAGUGAACAGUAACCCUAAAAACUUGACAUUUAUGGUAAAUUUUCAAGGGAAGGGGAUGAAAAAAUGGCAUGCUUUGGAGCGAAAUUGCAACUGGGGAUGCAGCAUAGUAUUUCCAGAAGGAUCCAGAAACAAAGUGUCAAAAUCUGUAUUGUAAGAAGGCUGGUGCUCCUGAAAUCUAGCAGGCAGGUGCUUACUAGAAGUCACAAGUUGUUCAUUUCUGUCUUCAACAUCAUUUGAUACUAUAGACUUAUUCAUAAGGUCAAUUGCCUAGUCAGGCUUAUGCAGUGCAGUGGAUAGAUUCUGUAAUGUUGGAAAGAUUCUGUGGGAUGGAAAGAUUCUGUGGGAUGCAAAAAGAAACUGUGUCUCUGAUGUUGCCAUUUUCACCCCAGGAUGAUUUGCUUUACAACGUGCUGUCUGCAAAUAAGUUUGUGGUUAAAAUUUUAGUUUACUCCCCAUGAUGUGCUAUUCAUCUAGUUUCUUCUCAUCAGGAAUUCUGGAUUUCUUAUUUGCCUCUUAAAAAGUAAAACUUUUAAAAAAUUUAUGAAAAUAUAACCUCAUUUAACAAGUUCAUUGACUUUUGACUAAUUGCCUAAAGACAAUCCACUGCUUACCGCUAUUGGAGAUACUUAAGAAAAGCGCAGGACAUAGCCUGGUAUGAAGGGAAUGACUGGUGGAAUUAAGAAGUCAGGUUUCUCACUCUGCAAGUUACAAACAACCACUGGCCUCAGUUUCCUCAUAUUUAUCAAACAAGCAGUUAAAUGGAUUGAUCUUUAAUGUCCCUUCAGUGUAAAAAAGUUCAUUAUGCUACAGGUAUUUGUGCUUUGAAAAUAGCUUUAAAGAGGGAAUUUCAGAUUCUGGUUUGAUCACUUAAUCUAUUUUUAAAGCAAGUGUGUAUGUCUCCUAGGUGCUGAUUCGGAGUAGAGUUCUAAGUCCUGCCAUGGAUUGUUUUGACUUAUUAAACAAAUUCUCAUUUUGUGUCACCUAUGUAUAGGGACAUUUUGGAGAUCUCAUUAGUUAAUGUUAAAAUUUAUGGCAGACUAAACCUACUGAGAAACUUGUGCUGACUUUAUCAGCUAAUUUUGUGAAUUUGCAAUUUCAGCUAAAAUUAAACUAUAUUUUUCAGUAGUCUUUUUUUUGUAAUCUGUUUAAAAUUUUUAGUGGUAGAUUAAGCUAAAGCAAUAUAUGCGUAUCUGUUUAAGCCAAGUAUUUUGGAGGUUUUUCUGAAUUGUUUACCAAGGUUAAUUUCUUUUGUGGGGGGGGGGGGGUCAGAACCUUAAAAUUACCUGCUGUAAUUUGUUGUUUGAGAUGUGUUCUUUAACUUUGAAAAGUUAGUGUUUGUAAAAAAAAAAUUUUUUUAGUGAUACCAUCAGGUCACUUGAGCUCUUUUAGGAAAUAAUUCUGUUAAGUGAAUUUUUUUGUUUGUUUAGAUUAAGGUAUAAGUUCUCUUUUGACACUAGUCGAAUUUUUAGGAAAGAUGGAAUUUGCUGAGAGAAUUCAGUGGCUAUUGUUACAGUGACAUUAAUAUAGUUCUACAUAAAAUUCUACAUGAGAUUUUUCAUUUCUGUAUUUCUAAUGUGGGUAGAUCUUGGUAUAUUGUAUUAUUUUAAUAUAGCUCAAAACAUACUACAGCACCCUAUGGUAUUUUACAGAUUUCUAACAAAAAAUUUCUUCUCAUUGACCUCUUUUACUUUUGAAAUAUUAAACAAGUGGUUUAAAAAAUAAUUUUUGUUUUGAAUGGAGUGUUUUUGUCUUCUUAGUUUAAAUGAGGAAGCAAUUUCUGUUUUAUCUUGGUCACUGAUUUAGAGCAUGGACUGUGCUCAUCAUUCAUUUCUAGGAAGAAAUUAGAGUAUUCAUUUCACAGAGAGCUACAUAUUGUUUUCUUCACCACCCUCUUGGAGGAAAGGUAGGGUUGAUAAUUACGGUUUGCCCUGGCCACAUGCUUUCACUCAUGGGUAGGUGAGCUAAAACAUUCAUAUCACCAUGAUGCUUCCUUUUCUUUCCGUCUUAAAUAGACAGGACAAAUGAGGAAAGGCAGCAGAUUUGAGGAAGAUGCCAAACCCAUGGCUUGGGAAGCUUGCCAGUGAAGUUGAGCAGGCAGGGCAAUCUAGAACUCAGGCCCCUCCAGAGGGCAGGUGCCUGACUUUCUCACUUCAGCUGUGUUUCUUCAAGUGUGGCAGAGACUCCUGUGUUAGGAGAGCCCACGGGGCCAUUAACAUGCGGAUUCCAGGCCUUACUACAGACUCCAGGAUCAGAGCCUCAGGGAGUUGGGCCAGGGAGUGUGUAUUUUUGCUCAAUUUUUAUUAUUGAAGCUUUGAAGCACACAGGGAAAUAGAGCAGUAUAAUGAACACCUGUUACCAUUCACUUGGCUUCAGUAAUUUUUUUUCUAAAGAAACAGAUUCUCACUCUGUUUCCCAGGCUGGAGUGCAGUGGCGUGAGUAUAGCCCCCUGCAGCCUUGAACUUCUAGGCUCAAGCAGUUCCCUUGCCUAUGCCUCCUGAGUAGCUGGGGCUUGAGGCGUGUGCCACCAUGCUUUACUCGUUUAAAAAGAUUUUUGUAGGCCAGGCGCUGUGGCUCACGUCUGUAAUCCCAGCACUUUGGAGGCUGAGGUGGAUGGAUCACGAGGUCAGGAGAUCGAGACCAUCCUGGCUAACAUGGUGUCUCUAUUAAAAAUACAAAAAUUAGCCGGGCGUGGUGGCACGCGCCUGUAGUCCCAGCUACUCAGGAGGCUGAGGCAGCAGAAUCGCUUGAACCCGGGAGGCGGAGGUUGCAGUGAGCCCAGAUCGUGCCACUGCACUGCAGCCUCAGUGACAGAGCGAGACUCCACCUCACAAAAAAAAAAAAUUUUUUUUGUAGAGAUGGGGUCUUGCUAUAUUGCCCAGGCUGGUUUUGAACUCUUGGCCUCAAUCAGUCCUCCUGCCUUGUCCUCCCAAGGAUUAUAGGCGUGAGUCGCUGUGCCUGGCCAGUUGUUAAUAUAGAUAUAUUUAUCUGUAUGUGUGUGUAUUUAACACAUAUCCUAUCCUGAUGUUGCACCUCUAAAUACUUCACCUCAAAUAUGAAAUGUUUAGAAUCAUUCUACAAAGCUACAAUAUUAUUAUUGCACCUAAGAAAAUUAAGAGUAUUUCCAUAAUUAUCCUUAAUUCGUAAAAUCAUCUAAUAGCUGUUUUGUACUCAGAUUUGCCUAGUUGUCCCCAGCAAAUUUGCUUGUGGGUUUUUUCUCCCCUCCAAUCAGGGACUUGAUAAAAAUUUAUGAAUUAUAUUGCUGUUUCUUUAGAAUAGUCCCUCUCUGUUUUUUUUUUUUUUUUCUCAUGACAUUGACUUUUUUCCAGUGUCCUGUCCAUUUCUCUUGUCUGCUCAUAUUUUGCGUUUCCUGAGUGUCUCUUGCAGGUGUCGUUUGCACUCUGUAUUUCUAGUAAACUUGAAGUUGCAUCUAGGGGCUGAAUUACAUUCAGGCACAAAUUUUUGUCAGAAGUACUGCUUUCUUCAUGUUGGCAUCAUAUCAGUAGGCGCCCCAUACGUGUUUUGUCCCACUAUUAGUGAUGCUAAGUUUUAUCCCUUGGUUAAGGUUGCGACUGCCAGAUUUCUUUAUAUAAAGGUAGUUUUUCCCUUGGCAAUCGGUAGGUAACUUGUGGGGUCAUAUGUUAGCAAAGUAUCAGUGUCUCUUUUCCUAAAUACCGUUUACCUUAUGGUUUUAGUGUCUUUUGGGAAUCCUUGCCGGAAUCAAUUAUUAAGUAGUUGUUGUUGGUGGGUGUAUGUGUUUUAAACAGGCUCCCUGGUAAUUCUAACCUUUAAGGUUUGAUAGCCACUGCUGUCCUAUUAAUAGAACUAGGAGCUGAGUUAUCAGGUCUGUUGAAUGGGUUGCCAGUAAACAGUUAAUGAGUUUAAGCUUCGUGUUCAUUUUAGAGAAACUAAGAUCAAUAAAGUGCCUCCUAAGGCCCCCUAUGUCCUAGUUUAGUUGUUGGAGAGGACAUGUGUGUGAUACUUGCAGUAAACUUGAGGUGAGCCCUGCUAGUGUGUUAGAAUGUAUGACAAAAAUCCAAGGAGAGUGGAGGAGGCGUAGAGAAAUUACUAAGGAGGAAAGGAAACUAUAUUGAAUAUUCUGUUUAUAUAUAUAGUCUCACUUAAUUUUCACAAGCAUUUUGUGCCCAUUUUACAGAUGAAGAAGUGAGCUUAAAGUGAUAAAGUAACCUAUGGCACUGGUGGAGGAAACUUUUGAAGCCAGAGCUCACAGAGCUGUGGGCGGGACAGAAUUAGUUUGCUUUACCUCUGGGACGUUGUUGUCUGGCUUAUUGAAGAUGGAGGAAUGAUAUUCUUCAACCUCUGGGGCCUCUUGGUAUAUAAGCUGAGGUUCUUUGAGACCUCUGAUGUCUAGUCUAAUGUGUUAAUAUUAAACUCUGCAGAGCUUAGGGUAGGCUUGUAAGUCUUGUAGUUGAUUGUAACUGCUGAUGAAUCAAACAGCUGAGUAAUAUUAAUACCUCUGGGUCUGUGUCUUAGGACACAGUUUUCAGUACCUCACUCCAUUCUCUUUCUCAGGGUAGAUGCACCUUACAACCCCGUGACUUCCACAUUACACAAAGGAAUAUGUAGGUUUGGCAUACCCCACAGGUCCCAUGUAAAUACUGCACUCAAAUAUGUUGGUUCUCUGUUGACCUGUUGGAAACAUUGAGAACAGCAGUUGUAUCCCAAGGAUAUAAAGAAGCUGUUUUCUUUUCUUUUCUUUUAUUUUCCUUUCUUUUCUUUUCCUUUCCUUUCUUUUCUUUUCUUUUUUCUUUUUUCUUUUCUCUUUCUUUCUUUCUUUCUUUUCUUUCUUUCUUUCUUUCUUUUCUUUCUUUUCUUUCUUUCUUUUUUUUUGGGACAGUUUCACUCUUGUUGCCCAGGCUGGAGUGCGGUGGCGCGAUCUCGGCUCACUGCAACCUCUGCCUCCUGAGUUCAAGUGAUUCUUCUGCCUCAGCCUCCCACGUAGCUGGGAUUACAGGCAUGAGCCACCAUACCCGUCUAAUUUUUGUACUUUUAGUAGAGAAAGUGUUUCACCAUGUUGGUCAGGCUGGUCUCGAACUGCUGACCUCAGGUGAUCUGCCCUCCUUGGCCUCCCAAAGUGCUGGGAUUACAGGCGUGAGCCACUGCACCCGUCCAAAGCAGCUGUUUUCAAACCUUGGCUGUGCAUCAGAAUCACUUGAGGAGCCAGAUAUUUGAGAUCUACCAUAAGAGACUGUAAUCCAAGAGAUCUGGGAUGGGCCCAAGAAUCUAUAUAUUUAAAAAAUCUAGGUUUUCAGAAAGUUCCCUAAGCAGUACACAGACAGGGAUGAGAAGCAUAGUUGUACAGGCUGAUUUCUGCCAAUAUCUAUGAGUUAGUUAUCAAGGAGAAGGAGCAUAUGUUAGAAUUGCUUGGGAAUUUGUUUUUUGUUUUUGGUAAACUUUUUAUCACUAGGCAUCUUAGAUUUAGAGGGGCGGAAUGGAUAAAAGAAGGUCCUCAGGUGAUUCUAAUGGAUUACCAGUAUUUAAACAAUCUGAAUGGACCUUUUAGCUGGAGUGGCUUGGCAAAAAGUCUGUAUUAACCAAAGAGUUGCUGUUGCCAUAUAUUAUGCCUGGAUUUAGAAUGCAGGAAAGACAUUUAACAUUAAAAUUAUGACAUAUAAUUGAGGAUUCCUUUGAUCCAAAAGCUUCUUUCUUUGGAAGUUUGAAGUAUUUCAAGGUCAUUAUUAUGAACACAGAUGAUCCCCAUUGGUGCUCAGAAGUGCCAGGUUAGAGGCAUUUUAUUAUGCUUGGAAAUUGAUAUUUCAAUCCAGUGAAUUUUGUGUCUCAAAUUCAGAAAUGUUAUAUUUGUUGUAAUCAGUGCCAAGGAUAAGAUUCCUAAAAAGAAACUGGUGAAUGAAAGAGGAGACAUGACCUAAUAGAUACUGAGUGUCAUUAGAGACAGGAAAGAAGGGAGCAGAGAAGAAAAAUGGCCUACCUACAUUUUGCUUGAUAGAUUCGUGGGGAGAACAGCCAGGAGAGGGGAUGAGGGGGAGUUGGAUGGUGUUUACUGGUAAGAUAUUAGUGUGGCACAUCAGCAAGCAUCCCUGCAUCUGUGCACACUCAAUACCUUCCCUUUGCACUCCACCUAGAAAUGUACAUGGGGAUGGUGAGAAAAUCCGAGAACCUUGUAACGGAGAAGCUCAGGGCCAGAAAUCCUAGGAGAGGCUGGGCUGGCAGAGGUGGGGCCUGGGGUCUGUGGACUUGCACAGGGCAGGGAGGGUUAGAUCCUCUGCUCGUUGGUGAUUCCGCAUCAAAAUGAGCAGAACUCCAAAUCUGUCAUUUUGUUUGGUCAUAAGGAAGACAGCUUUUGAGUAGUCAACAGAAGAGUUAAUAAAUCACCCUACACUGUACAUUUAAAAGAUGCCACUUUGCCUUCAAAGCUGAAGAAAACUCUGAAGGAAAAGAUGAUGUCUUCCAAAAAGGAAUUCUGUGUUCAAAGUUUAAGCAAUCAAGUGGUUUUGGUUGGGCCUAGAGGGUGAUGGUAUAUAUGGCUGUGGGUUGGAAGGGAAGAGAAACUACAAUAAAGGACUCAUUACUCAGUUUGCAGAUGAAACAAAAGUUGUCAAAACGAAGCUGAAGUUAGAGACAAUCACAUGAUGAGUUUGGAAAAACAGAAUUUGAAUGUGUUUGUAGCAUUUGUGGACUGUGUUUGGGGCGUCCACUAUUUGAUAGGAACUGCAUACUAAUUUUUAGGUAGUUUCUGAGCUGUAAUGUGGGAAAGGGUUGGUGUGUACCCAAGCAGGCCUUUAUGAUUAAAUGUGAUAUGUGUCAGGCAUGUUACCUGGUUUUGGAUGGGGUCUGAUGAGGUUGAAGUGUAUUUUUUUGCUUAUUGCUUGGCAUUUCAACUCACUAUCUCAAAUUAGCGAUGGGCUCAUACCUACUGUAAUGUGAUACACACAUUCCUGAAAAACCUCUCAUUCUGCAAAAUCAUACACUAAAAAUAACAGGGCUGUAGAAAAAAAAACAGGAUUAAGGCCAGACUACUUAAAACUAUGUAACUUUGUAAGUGGAACUUUAACAAAAGCAAUGACAGUUGAAGUAAAAAUACAGGGAGGCUUAACUCUUCCUUGAAACUUGCGCUCAGCAUUAUACUCAGAUGAUUGUAGGGGCCUUAUUUUAUCCUGGGACAUGUUCAUCCUGGGUUAUGUAGAUUCAUUCUUGGAGAUGUUAGUUUAUUCUGCAGGCCAGUUUCACUAGAAUUAAAGCUCUGUUUCAGAGUGUAGCCUUCAUGUGCCCCCACACCAUCAUUGAGUGAUGGAGAGCCCAGCAGAUACUGAGGUGACUAAACCAGCCACCCCCAUGCCCACUGCUUGCACAAAAGGAAGGUGCUUUGAUAUGACUGAUUUUUCUUAGGGUUGUUUUCUUUUUUGUUGUUUUUUUCUAAGUCUUUCUCAUUAUUUGUGAAAAAAUCUUGGCCCUCAAUAGCUUCAAAACGUUAACAUGCUGGGAAGAACCACUCGUGAACCAACACUCCUUCUCCAUGAUACUGUUGUCAUUCCCAUUUUGCCAGUCAUGUGGGAAGGAAUCCAUGUCCCGGAGACAUGUGUUGCAGCAGUUCUGACAUGUUUUUGAAUCAGCGAUGGUGUCACGAUGCAGCUUUUGAGAAUGUCAAGUUUCAGUUGCAUUGGGAAGUUCUUGUUUGGGAGAUAUCCUAUAGUGUUUCAAGGUUAAGUGACAUUUCUUACCUUUCUUAUGCUUUGUUGGCCCUUGUCUACAAUAAAGAACUGAAGUGGAGCUAUUUUUGUCCACUUUUACAUUCUGCCUCCAAAACCUAGCCAUAGGGUGGGAUGCUAUAAUUUCUUGAUGCAGCAUUGGUAUUUGAACAACACACAUGAAGCAGGAAUGGUUUUACAUUUUGGUUCAUUUGAAAUAUGGUUAUAGUGAGGUUUUAAAUAAAUCAUCUGAGCUACAGUAAACAAAAAAAGAGCAACACUAGCCAGUUGUCAAGGAAAAGACUGAUGGGUAGAAUAAACAGACUGCUUUCUGCAGUCUAAACAAUCUGUUUUCAUGGUUUUUUUCUCUUUCUUUUUGAAGGGUGAUUGGGAGAACUUCCAAAUUAAGUAGAAGUUAGUUAAAUAUGAGAGGCAGUAAAUCCACAAUGCGUAUGUUAGUGAUUAUUACAGCCUGUUUUCUCAAUAGCUCUAAUAACAACAAUGUCAGUGACUGAACACAGUAGAACAGUAUUGUUUGUCGUGGGGUGGUAUGGCUGGUGGUGGCUUCGACAUCCUCAGGGCUCAACACCUCAGCAUUCAGUCAGAGAAAGGAAAGAAAGUAUAGAGAAAGUAUAACUGUUUCUUAAAAACUCUAGCUUGGGCCAGGCGUGGUGUCUCAUGCCUGUAAUCUCACCACUUUGCAAGGCCAAGGUGGGAAGAUCACUUGAGUCCAGGAGUUUGAGACCAACCUGGGCAAUGUAGGCAGACCCUGUCUCUACAAAAAUUAAAAAUAGAUGAGCUGGAUGUGGUGUGGCACACCUGUGGUUCCCAGCUAGUUGGGAGGCUGAGAUGGGAAGACUACUUGAGCCCAGGAGGUUGAGGCUGCAGGGGCCUGUGAUUGUGCCACUGCAGCCUGGAUAACGGAGCAAGACUCUCUCUCUGUCUCUCAAAGCCCUGGUUUGAAGUGAAGUGAAACACAUCACUUCCACUCACAUGCCAUUGUGAAGAACUAGCCGUGGACCAUACCUAGAUCAAGGGUGGCUGGGCAACACCUUCACAUCACAGGAGAGGUAGACUGCAUUUUGGUGGAUAGAGACUCAAAGAAUUCUGUGUAGAUCAGGUACCUUCCAGAUUAAAGUGGGAUGGGGAUGGGGGGGCAUGAAUGUGUCUAUGUGUGUGUAUGUAUAAAAAAAAAUGCUAUUGAUUGCAGAGUACAAGAGACGAUUUCCCUUUAAAACUUUGAUUUCUGUUUUGAUUCGGGACUUGGCAAGCUUUUUCUGUAAAGAAGUAUUUUAAGAUGUGUAGCCACAGAAGGCCUCUGAUGCACAGUCCCCUCGAAAAAUAUAAAAAGCAUUCUUAGUCUGAGGGUGGUACAGAAAUAGCCCAAGCCCUGUUUCCAUCGAUCAGCUCAAACAGGUAACUAUUUAAAUUAGCUUUUAAAAAUAGUUGUGAAGUUUAAUGAAGAGUGAGUCAUACUAAAUACACUAAACUAUCUUGAAAUUAUACAACUGGAGUUUUAAAUAAUUUUUCUUUAGAUGAUAUUUCAUUGAGGUAAAAAUGGCCUUCAGGGACUCAAUGAAAAGUAUUGUAGCCAUGUGCCCAAGACUCAUCAGUGUUUCAGGUCUUAAGGAAAAGUUCAUCUGGUUGAGGAAAGAUUGGAUCUUGGUUUGUGAGCACAGCUAAUGUACUCUUUCAAAAUCAUGUCCCAUCAUUGGAGACUUUAUUGGGUGCCAUCUCCCAGGAAACUAUCCCUAAAAGUGACUACUGAUUCUCAUCUGUUGAAUAUAUAGAUCACCAAAUAGAUAUUUAAAAAAUGUGAAAAAUUGUACGUACAUUUAGAAAUUUACUCUAAAACCCCAUACAGUAAAUCUUCACUGUCAUCAGUGAGUUCUUAGAAACUGCAAUUUGAAGUGAAACUACGUAUAUGGAAACCAGUUUUCCCAUAGGCUAAUUGAUACAAACAAGAUUAAGUUUCUGUGGCAUAUUUCUGUUCACAAAAACACCACCAAACUUUUAAGUAAAGACCAAAACACUUCUAGCAUUAAACGUUGAAAUAAAUGUGAGCCAUACCUAUAUUUAAGAAAGAUUAAUGCAACGUGAGAUAAUUCUUACCCACUUAUUCCACCUGGUCACAGGUGGUCAGAGCCUAUCCUAGGAGCUCAGGGCACACGGCGGGCACCAGUCCUGGACAGGGUGCCAUCCCAUCACAGGGCACACUCACACUCACACCCGCACCCAUGUCCUUAGACUGGGACCAGGUAAAUGCGUUAAUAAACCUAAUGUGCCCAGCUUUGUCUGGGAGGAAACCCAGGUACCCAGAGAGAAAAACCACCAGACAGUGGCCCGGUUGGGAAUGGAUUUUUCUUAUCAACUGUGUAACUAAAUGAUGGUCAAUGAAACGAUGUUAUUUGAGGAUGUGCUGUAUACUAAAAUAUAUGGAAUUCUAUUUGGUUUGUGUGUUAGUAACCCCUGGGGAUGGAUUCAGAUGAUCUGAAAAUUCCUUAUUGAGGCUGUGCAUGGUGGCUCACACCUGUAUUCCCAGCACUUUGGGAGGCUGAGGCGGGUUGAUUGCAUGAGCCCAGGAGUUUGAGACCAGCCUGGACAACAUAGUGAAUUCCCGUAUCUACAAAAGUGAAAAAAAACUAUAGAAAUUCCUUAUAAAGGUGUUAAAUAUCUAAAUAUGACUUAAAUGUAAAACCAAACCAGAAAUGUUUUCAUCGAAACAGGUCAGUAUGUUUUGUAAGUUCUUAUAGAAAACCAUAAAAUAUUUAAAAAACAGAAAUCUACCAUUCUAGCCUUGAAGUUUCUAACAGUCAGCUGUCUUAAAAUACCUGUUCAGUUAGUUCCAAGUGUUAAGUUACAUUUUCUGACAUUCUUAAUGGGCUUUUAAAAAUUAGGUUACUAAUAAAUGUAAUAUAAGUGUGUGUGUGUGUGUGUGUGUGUGUGUGUGUAUGUGUGUAUAUAUAUAUAUAAAAUAUGUAUUUAUUUAGAGGCUAUUUAAUAAUUUAAAAGCUCCUUUACAUAGUAUCUCCACCAGUUGAGACUGUACCAGGGGUCUGCAUGAGGGCUCUUGUUUCUUCUUAAAAAGCCAAAAUCUGUGACCUGUGUGGCUAAUAAGUAAUUAUUAUCUUCUCAGACUAUUGUACUUGAGAGAUUAAACUGCAAAUUAUAAUUAGAAUAAAACUAUACUCUGAAACCUUUAACAGUCUCUGUAUGGUGGUAGAGGUCAAAUAUACACUAUGUAUGAGAUAAUUUUUUUGUCUAGCUGAUCUUAUUAAUAGAGUUUUAACACUUUUCGUUAUAUUUGCUUAUAUUAUCUGGUGCCGGCUCAGUCUUGCCCUUACAGUGGAAUCAUCUGUUGUAGCCGGGGGAUAUUAUUGCCCAGACUACAGACAGUCCUGACUUGUUGGCAUUGUAUAAAGCAUGCUCCAGAUAAACACUACUAUGUACAUUGCUUCCAAAAGUUCAUAGUACUGCAAAUGUUAUAACCCUUAUGCUGUGUUUAAACCCUUAUUCCUGAGCCUUUCCGCUUCAUGAGCCCACUUGGCCAGACUUUCCAAAAACCGUAUUUAGGGGCCUUAUAGUAAUAUUAAUCAACACAGAUCUUAGGACCUCUUUUCAAGAUCAAAUAAAAAAUGAAUUGGUUAACCUCACAUUGUAGUUUAUUUUGACUAGCACAGAUGUAAUCUUAAAUAAUUUUUAAAAAUCCAGAAAAUAAGCCAGGUGUGCUGGCUCAUACCUGUAAUCCCAGCACUUUGGGAUGCUGAGGUGGGAGGAUCACUUGAGGCCAGGAGUUCAAGACCAGCUUGAGCCCAGCAUGGUGGGACCCUAUGUCUUCAAAAAGUUAAAAAAAAAAAAAAACUAGACAGGUGUGGUGGCGCAUGCCUGUAGUCCCAUCUACUUGAGAGGCUAAGGAAGAGAAUCACUGGAGCCCAGGACUUUGAGGCUGCAGUGAGCUACACAAGACAAUAAGUGCUAACAGGUAUGUGGAGAAAUUGGAACCCUUGUGCAAUGAUGAUAGGAAUGUGGAAUGGGGCAGCUGCUGUGGAAAGCAAUAUAAUGAUUCUUCAAAAAAGUAAACAUGGAAUUACCACAUGAUCCAGCAGUUUCAAUUCGGGCUGUAUAUCCAAAAGAAAGGAGGGUCUCAAGGAGAUAUUUGUACAGCCACAUUCAUAGCAGCACUAUUCACAGUAACCAAAAGUGGAAGCAACCUAAGCCUUCAUCAACACAAGUGAAUAAACAAAAUGGAUACAAGACGCAUUCAAAGGAAUGUUUCAGCCUCAAAAAAAAGGCAAUUCUAACACAUGCUGCAACAUGGAUGAACCUGGAGGACAUUCUGCAAAGUGAAAUAAGGCCACCAUAAAAGGACAAACACUAUGUGAUUCCACUUACAAAAGGGCCGUGGAGGAGUCAAGUUCAUAGAGACAUAGUAGAAAGGGGGCUGCCAGGGGCUGGGGCGAGGGGAUACGUGGAGUUACUGUUAAUAUGGCACAGAGUUCCAGUUUUACAAGAUAAAAACUUGCAGAAAUGACUGAUGAUGCAUUGUGAAUGUAUUUAAUGCCACUGAACUGUACACUUGAAAAUGGCUCAGAUGGUAAAUUUUGUUGUAUAUACUUUGCCACAAUUAAAACAAUUUUUACAAAUA